Molecule: messenger RNA, 2376 nt
Organism: Asterias rubens (European starfish)
Lineage: Eukaryota; Metazoa; Echinodermata; Asteroidea; Forcipulatida; Asteriidae
Product: dnaJ homolog subfamily C member 11-like
Exons: 15
Coding region: 1-1692 (563 amino acids)
Biological process (GO): cristae formation
Source: RefSeq, a predicted model, not a curated record
AUGGCUGCGCCCACGGUGGAGGAGAGUUCGACAAUUUCUGAUGAUUUCUAUGCAAUUUUGAACACCAGAAAAGAGGCUACCAGUGAUGAGUUGAGAACAGCGUAUCGUCGCAUGUGUGUCUUAUAUCACCCAGAUAAACACCUCAAUGAGAAUGACAAGAGAGCUGCAGAAGCAAUCUUUAACAAAGCACAACAGGCGUACCAAGUUUUAAAUGAUCCAAGUAAGAGGGCCAUAUAUGAUGUGUAUGGAGAGAAGGGGCUGGAGGCAGAGUGGGAGGUCGUCCCAAGAACGAGAACUGCUCAAGAUAUCCGGGAGGAGUAUGAGAGGUUAUCCAAAGAGCAAGAGGAGAGGAGGAUUCAACAGAGUACAAAUCCAAGGGGAGCGAUAACUGUUGGAAUUGAUGCAACUGAUUUAUUUGACGUCUAUGAUGACUAUGAUGAUGAAUUCAGUGGUCUUCCGGCCAUAGAAGUCAAGAGUAUGUCCAUAACACAGUCCAUUGAUGCCCCUCUUACUACAAGUGACACGGCGGUACUGUCGGGAAAUCUGUCCACGCAGAACGGCAACGGGAACGGCAGCUUCAAUGUUUCCUACAGACGGAUAUUCUCGUAUCAAUCAUGGGGAGAGUUCCAAGCAUCUGCAGGUGGUGGACCAACGCUAGCUCUGAAGUUAUUCAGGAACAUCAACAAGAGAACGUUCGUCACAUGUACAGGUACGAGCCGUCUUCUAUCUGGAGGUAUGAUAGCCCCUGGAGUGUCUGUAGUUGGUGGUCGUCAGCUCGACAAGCACACAAUGGGUUACCUGACGUGGAGAUGGGGUCUACAGUCCUCCAUGACCACUAUGGUAGUCAGAGAUACACAGUCCACACACGCCAUGUUCCAGAUGCAGCUCGGUAUUCCCAAUUCAUUCGUGAGCACAAGCUUCACCAAAAAGUUUCCGGAGCAGGAGGGGAAGUUUACAGUCGCUGCCAAAGUUGGUCUUUUUGGAUCCAUUUUUGAAUACGGGUGCGACAAGAAGAUUUCGCGUCAUAGUAGAGUAGCGGCUAAAGUCAGCAUAGGGGUACCCUCGGGAGUCACGCUCAGGUUAAAGUUAGGGAGGGCCAGUCAGACGUUCCUGUUUCCGAUCCACCUUGCUCAUGACAUCUCACCACAAGCCAUCUUCUACGGGACCGUGGCGCCUGUCCUUACAUACUGGCUCAUCAAAGCUCUGGUUGUAGAUCCAUUCUUGAACAGACAGAAGACAGAUGAAAUUGUAAAAGAACGCAACGCCAAGCAAGAACAAAUGGAGCAGAAGAAGAAAGAAGCGCAAGCCGAGGUCUAUCUAAUGGAAGAGAUGGUUGAACGCAUCAUCGCUUCCGAGCAAGCCCGGGAAGGUCUCGUCAUCACCAAGGCGUGGUACGGGAAGCUGGUUGUCAGCGAGGAGUCGGCGAGUAAUGGAGGAUGUGGGAGUCUUGACGACUUGAUGGAUGGAGUGAUCGAUGUAACGAUACCUCUACAAUGUCAAGUCAAAGAUUCAAAACUUAUACUUACGGAUGCUUCCAAGACUGGUCUUCCAGGGUUCUACGAUCCCUGCGUUGGAGAAGACAAGAACCUCCGAGUAAACUACACCUUCCGUGGUGAACCUCAUGAAUGCACAAUAGCAGAUAGCGAGCCACUCCGAAUACCCAAAAAAUCACAUCAUAUAGAUCCCAGCUGAGAUGAGUUGUCCACAUUAGAUCCGAUCAGAGACCAUUCACCAACGACAGUGUAACCUGCUGCUAUUCCUCUAAGGUCCCAUUUUAUAAAUAGAACUAUCACCAACAAAGUUUUUUGUUUUUUUAAUUCAAGAUUGGAAUUUUUAGUAGGUGAAAAAAAAGUUAAAGACCCUUGUAGGUUUGACACCAUAAAUAAGACAGAACAGCGCCCUUCACUGAGGUCAUAUGAACAAUUUUCAUUGGCCGAUAGUUGAGCGUAGCUUGUGCAGGUCUCACUGUGUGUGGUCCAGCAGACUGUUCUGCGAGUCUUUUGGAUUGCAGUUGUACCCUUCAAGAAUAUUUCCCUUGCCCCCCCCCCCCCCCAACUUGUGGGAUGCUCCCUGCUUUGGAGGGUCUGCAAUACAAACAAAACAAGUCUAAAAACUUCAGUUCAAAACUUUCUUUUACUUCCUUUUUGAUAAAAGAAGCUAACUGUGCAAACUAUCUCUCGGGGCAGUUUUUAUUUAUCGCUCUUCUGCAAACCUCUAACUUUUUUAUCUAAUAACCCAAACAAAUUAGUUUGUGGUUGGAUCAAGAAGUUUUUCGAAUACCAGUUUACCUCAUGUUGUUGAUUGUUGUAGUUUUCGAGAAAGAAGUAAUUUUCAACGAAUUUGAUUUCGCGACCUCAGAAUUAGAUUAUGACGUCU